AUGGAGCACCAGCCUGUAUCCCCGGCAACCGAGGCCCGCGUCCUGCUGGACAAGGACCUCAACGCCGCCGCCAUAGGUGCCGCAGACCCCUAUACUCCCUCUCCCGUUGACGAGAAGACGCCUUUGCUCGUCAGUCGUGCGGGCAAUGACCGUUACCUCACCGCACAGAAGGCGCGCAGGAAGAAUGUUGACGACAGCUUGCUGGGCACCUUCUGCGCCUGGGUUGAGGCCCACCAGAUCGGCCUCUCGAUAAACCUGAUGCUCCUCCUCUCUCUUACCCACGUCUGCUUCCCACCUCUUCGCACCCUCACACGCAAGUUCUUUGAACUUUCCUACUACGAUGCUUCCAGUGGUACCUACACCCAGGGCUGGGACGACCUUCCGCUUGUCGCGUUUUGGAUUGUCGCUUUCACGGCGCUGCGGGCCGCUACCAUGGAUUAUGUGCUCAAGCCGCUGGCGCGCAGAGGUGGCAUCCAGCAGAAGAAGGCAACUGUUCGGUUCGCCGAGCAAGGUUGGCUUCUGGUGUACUAUCUUGUAUUCUGGCCACUUGGAAUGUACAUUUAUUACAACUCUUCCUACUGGUUCAACCUCUCCGAGAUGUGGACCAAUUUCCCGACGCGCGGAAUGAGUGGCACGAUGAAGUGGUACUAUCUCGCGCAGUUCGCUUUCUGGCUGCAGCAGAUCUUCGUCAUCAACAUGGAGGAAAGGCGCAAAGAUCACUGGCAAAUGUUCUCGCAUCAUAUUGUCACGAGCGCUCUGAUUUUCAUGAGCUACGGAUAUUAUCAGACGAAGGUUGGGAACGUGAUCUUGUGCAUCAUGGAUGCUGUGGAUAUCUUCCUUUCCACCGCCAAGAUCCUCAAGUACCUUGGUUACCAGACCGCCUGCGACUUCGCCUUCGGUAUCUUUAUCCUUACCUGGACUGUUUGCCGCCACGUCUUCUACAUCGCCGUCUGCUACUCCAUCUAUUACACUGUUCCAAUCGUCAUGCCCUAUGGAUGCUACAACUCUGCCAAUGGCGAGCUGCUGCCUGACUCCCCUUCGACGCCUGCUGAUGGAGGGAACGAUAUCAUGCGCCAUGUCCUUGAAGCUUUCCGUGAGCCGGGCGGUGUCGUCUGCUUCAACGAGAACAUCCGCUGGUCAUUCUUGGGACUCCUCGGAGGGCUGCAGGUAAUUACGCUUGUGUGGUUCUGGAUGAUCGUGAAGGUCGCGUGGAAGGUGCUCUCGGGCCAAGGCGCCGACGACACACGGUCCGAUGACGAAGGCGAGGACGAGGAAGAAGAUGAGGACCUCGACGAUGACUACGAGCGCCAAAACCCGCAGAACGAGAAGGGCGAGAGCAAGAGCCCGAUGGCGCUAGGUCAAGAGCCGCGGCCGCUGGAAGAGGAAGUCGGCGUUGAGGGCCUGCACUUUGUCAAGGGCACUGCGACUCCGACGUCAAAGCGGAGGAGCGAGCGCCUGAGCUCCAAGCGGGGCUCGGGCAUCGCGAGCGGCAUCUCGAUCCCGGGUCACGGAGACCGGAAGGAGCUUCUGGGCCGGAUCGGCUGCGACAAGCCGUCGUAG
Molecule: messenger RNA, 1560 nt
Organism: Aplosporella prunicola CBS 121167
Lineage: Eukaryota; Fungi; Ascomycota; Dothideomycetes; Botryosphaeriales; Aplosporellaceae
Exons: 4
Coding region: 1-1560 (519 amino acids)
Biological process (GO): ceramide biosynthetic process
Cellular component (GO): membrane
Molecular function (GO): sphingosine N-acyltransferase activity
Source: RefSeq, a predicted model, not a curated record